Messenger RNA from Anneissia japonica, 730 nucleotides. RefSeq lists its product as uncharacterized. The record is from RefSeq and is a predicted model, not a curated record. NCBI's taxonomy places the organism in Eukaryota, Metazoa, Echinodermata, Crinoidea, Comatulida, Comatulidae. The coding region runs from base 23 to 427 and encodes 134 amino acids. The transcript has 5 exons.
UUCAAGAUAUUCGCGAGCUUGAAUGCUGGGCUCUGUUGUUCACCAAGAAAAUAUGGCUAGAAAAUUAUUAUUAACGUUCAAUAGUACUCUACCCACAACAACUGCAAGUUCCGGAAUCAACUCUAUCCAACAGCUUUUUGCAUAUGGACAACAAACACCAGGAGCAAUACCCAUUGUUGUAGGUUUUCAAGAUAAGCUGAUUUGUACUGUAGCACCAUUGACCACAUCAGCAGAUCAAGAAUCAGCAACAAAAAAGAUCAAAAGAUGGGAUGAAGAAAUGGACAAUGAUUUAGUAAAAGAGAUGCUCAAUUCAAAUAUUUUUAGCUACAAAUAUAAUUCGAAGAGCCAAGGUUUGCGAUUAAUCCAUUCGGAGCGACAACAGACUGAAAUUUAUUUCCAUGAAUUCUUUUAUGUCCAUUUUACAUAAUUCUUUGCGACUGACUGUACAGGUCUACAAAUGGGUCGAACGGUCCCAUCUAUGAAUCCCCCCACCCCAACAGUUGUUGAGCGGUGCGCCCUUAGUUUGAAUAACAUUAAAAAAUUCUUGAAGCUUAUCUGGAGCAAGUCAUGGCUGUUGGAGAGUUUCCAAAAGAUGGUUACAAUUGUCGUAAAUAAUGAUGUCCACGAUCUUGCACGUUGCCAAAAACAACUCUGUUAUGACCGACCGAAGUUUGGAACCAUGUCUGCAUAUCGACGUGAUACGCAAAACGAUUUAAAAAAAAACAUACAA